CCCGGAGCCUGACCUCAGUGUACAGUGAGCGGCAUUCCUCACAUAGUCUCCACAACCUCUCCAUAGCGGAUACAUAGAAAGUUUUCCUCAGCCUCCAUCUUCCUGGCAGCGCCGCGCACUGAGGGCGGAGGGAGGUCCGGAGCUCAGCACCACACCGCCGGGGGGUGGGAGACAAGAAGUUACAGCGGACACGUAGCCUGCCAUCGCCCCUGCCCUGACAGCAGCGCCCGGCAUCCCUGCGGAGGAUUCCCCCUGUCGCGACUAGCUGUGAGCGGGAAUGUCGGGACAUAGAGGCACAGGGAGGACGGUGCCCCCACAUGGCGCAUCAGCCGGGAAGGAGCAUUAAACUUGGCGGAGAGUCUGGGCAACAGGAGCCGCUGAGAUAACAGCACUCUGGGGCGACUGAUCCGGGACGGAGCGCUCGCCGCAUCUGAUAAACAUCUGGGCACAUCGGGCGCCAGGGGCAGUGGUGGUACCAAGGGAGCGGCUGCCACGUUGUGCCCUUGUGUUGGGAUGUGGGUGUCAGGGUGCGCAGCGGGCUGAGGAUGGCAUCGGCUGUGUUCGAGGGCACCUCCCUGGUGAACAUGUUCGUGAAGGACUGCUGGGUGAACGGCAUCAGGAGACUCAUCAUAAACCGCAAGGGGGACGAGGAGGAGUUCUUCGAGAUCCGGACUGAGUGGUCGGAUAGGAAUAUCCUCUAUCUCCAUAGGAGUUACUCGGACCUGGGGCGUCUCUUCAAGAGGCUGCUGGAAUCCUUCCCAGAAGACCGGGGGGAGCUGUCACAGUCAUCUCUGCUGGAAGGGCUCAUUACCAUUAAAGAUUCUCAUGAAAUAGAAUCAAGACUCAAUGAAGUGGAAAAACUGUUGAAGACUGUUAUAAACAUGCCUUGUAAAUAUUCCAGGUCAGAGGUUGUCCUCACUUUCUUUGAGAGAUCCCCGCUGGACCAGGUGUUAAAAAAUGAUAAUGUACACAAGAUACAGCCAAGCUUCCAAAGCCCUAUAAAAAUCUCAGAAAUAAUGCGUUCCAAUGGGUUUUGUUUAGCAAAUACAGAAACAAUAGUCAUCGAUCACAGUCUUCCACAUGUGAAAGAUCCCGACUUGGAUGUAGACUCAACAGAUAAUUUAUUUGGAAAUGGAACAGAUUUUCCUCCAGAGGCCGAGGAUACUGAUGACCCUACAGCUUAUGUUACAAAUUUGUCCUACUACCAUCUGGUUCCAUUUGAAACGGACAUUUUAGACUGAAGCGAUCAAGAACCUGCCAGGAUUUACUUACCGUGAAGGUGAUAUUUCUUGAGUGCUGCUAUCCCUGUGGCCUUUUAGAAACUCUAAACUACACGGCUCUUAGCAACUAGCACACAGAUCUCAGCAACUGGAGUGACGUCAGAUUUGAACAUGCCUUAAUGUGAACAGGAGGCAGAAGAACGUUGCUUAUUCUUAAUAUCCAGAUAAUAAUACUCACCUAGCCUGUUUCUGCAUGAACAUAGGUUUUCCUAGUGCAUGUUCUUCAUUUUAGUCCCGUUUACUUGGUGCAAGAACGAGAAGCAUCUAGACACCAGAUCCAUGCUUCAUUUAUAGCCACUGAAGAAUACUGAGGCCUCCAUAGCACAAUUAUUACAAUGUGAUGACUACAUAAGAAGAGCAAUAUGAGAAAAUAUUUUUUGUCAGCAGAAAAUGUGCUAGAUUGUCUGGAGCAUAUUUGUAUGUGUACUGGGGUGUAGUGAAAACCAUGCAAAAGGAUUAUAUUUGUUGAUUAUGUAUAUUGUGACAGUAUGUUUAUAAUAUGCCAAAUGUAUGUGAGAUGAAAACAGGCAUCAGCCUAUGGUGUUAUACUUACAAUAAUAGUAUCUACAUUCCAGUGAAGAUCUAUGUGCAACAUUUUAAGUGUUCCUAUCUUUUCAAAAAAACUUUUGAAAUGUCACAGAGACAUGUCAAAAGAUUUGAUUGGCUGAGGUCUCAGUGUUGAAACCCCCAACCGAUCAGGAGAAUGAGUAGGGAGAAGUUCACAGUAGCACGCGCCACUCCCCAGCUCUUAGCAAUCUCCAUCCUGCUUAAAGGGGUACUCUGGUGCUUAGACAUCUUAUCCCCUAUGGAUAGGGGAUAAGAUGCUGAUCGUGGGGGUCCCGGCGUUGGGACCCCCGUG
Messenger RNA from Hyla sarda, 2139 nucleotides. RefSeq names its product PX domain containing 1 (gene PXDC1). The record is from RefSeq and is a predicted model, not a curated record. The transcript has 5 exons. NCBI's taxonomy places the organism in Eukaryota, Metazoa, Chordata, Amphibia, Anura, Hylidae. Bases 546 to 1241 code for a protein of 231 amino acids. Gene Ontology annotation, molecular function: phosphatidylinositol binding.